ACGGCGACCAAUCUCUUCUUCCUCUCAUCAUCCAUCUCGACAACCCCCCACCAUCAACAAACCACCAAUUUGCCUUUUAUCGGCGUGCGCAAGAACUGUGUCUUGCUGGUUGAUAAUUUUAACCUUUUUUCCUUUUUUCGGCAUUUCAAGCACGACUUGAACCUUUCGUUGCCAGUGAUACCCUAUCAGUGAAUCCAGCGCUAUCAUCCUUCACCUUUCAGUUGCAUUGAGACCCAACUGAAGCCUUUCUCCUCGCCCACGCAUAUCUCAAAGUCCCUCUUAAAACAACCGUAUUCUGCAUGGCCACUUCCACUUCCCGAGCUCCCAAUCUGGGAAGCUACACGUUUAAAUGGUCCCACCCUGCCCAAGUGGUCUAUGUUACUGGCACUUUCGAUAACUGGUCAAAGAGCGUCAAGCUCGAGAAGAACGACGCUGGCGUUUUCGAGAAGACUGUGAACCUUCCAAAAGGCCAAAAGAUCUACUACAAGUUCGUUGUAGAUGGCGUCUGGACUACAGACCACACUGCCCCUCAUGAGACCGACCCUCACAGUAACCUCAACAGUGUGCUUCUGCCCGAGCAACUCGAUGCUCCUAAGAAAGGAGCCAUCUCGUCCGCUGCCCCCGGUUCUACGACUGCAGAGCUUGCCAAGGGUGUGCCGCUCGAAAAGCCCACCCCUGGUGCUGAAAUUCCUGGCUUUUUCCCUGAGACACCUGUAAAUGAGGCUUCUGACUUCUCCGUGAAGCCCAUUCCUGCAACUGAAGGUGCUGGCAACCCGGUCAAGCUUGCCCCUGGGGAGAAGGUGCCCGAUCCGUCCACCUUGACUUCCAACACAGUAUCCUCUACUGCGCAUGACGACCCGGCUCUCAAGGCCAGCGCUGAGGGUGCCCAGCAAACUUUUGGUGUCGCUCCUCUUCCCGCAACCGCAGGCGCUGGAAACCCUAUUCACCUCCAGCCCGGCGAGAAAGUUCCCAAACCCAGCGAGUUCACCACCUCCACCGUCAACUCGACCGUUACUACGGAUAAGGAGUCCUAUGACAAGGCCGGAGCUGCACCGCCGCAGCUGCCCAUGCCCGUCACCCCUCAAGCCGAGCGCGAGAGGAAUGGUGACGGUGUUUUUGGAGCUGGCAUGUUUGGUGUUCCUCCUGUAACCAAUGCUACGAUCCCGGAGUCGAGCCUUCCCAUGGGCAGCGAAGCGCCCGAGGCCGAAAAGGAUCCCGGUGUCACCAUCCAGUCCGCCGCGCCUGAGAGCACUACUGCCGCACUUGCCGCCGCCGUUCCCCUGGAGCCGAAGCACACCGGCCCUCAGCUGCCUGAGGUCGUCAAGGAAAGCCAAGAGAAGGCCGAUGUUACGACCGAAGCAAGCGGCUCCCCCGAGGCUGUCGCAAACAAGGCAGCGGUGGAAGAGCAGCUUCAAUCUGCGAUCCCCGCCGAGCCUGCUACAACUGAGACUGCCGCGCCUGCUGCCACCGCUGUGCCUCAGGUUGUAAAGGAGAGCCAAGAGAAGGCUCAUGCCGCUCCUGAAGCUAGCAGCUCUGCUGAUGUCAUCGCUGAGAAGGCCCAGGUGGAGAAGGAAUUGCAGAAGGAGGUCCCGGUUGAGCCGGCCACGACAGAAGGAACCGCGGCAACGACUGAGACGAGCACCGCGGCUAAACCCCCCACUGCUGCCGUAGUUCCCGAGGUGGUGAAGGAGAGCCGGAAGGAAGCUCACUGGGCUCCGGAAGCUAGCGGUUCUCCUAACGCUGUUGCUGAGAAAGCUAUCAUGGAGGAGGAGCUGGAGAAGGAGGUCCCUGAGCAGCCCUCAACCACCGAGGAGGCUUCUUUGCCUACCGCUCCCGAAGUUCCUGAGAUUGUUGCCGAGAGCCAACAGAAGGCUCACGUUGCUCCCGAGGCCGCUGCUUCGGCUGCAGCCGUUGCCGACAAGACCAAGAUGGAAUCUGAACUGCAGAGCGAGGUGUCCAAGGAGCCUGUCACUUCGGGCGAAUCGAUUCUUCCUUCCGCCCAGGAAGCAACUGAGACUGUAGGACUUGUUGCAGGCGCUGCUGUUGCGGGUGCCGCGACGGCAGGCGCAGCCAUUGCCGCCGCUGCCAGUUCCGCCAAGGAUAAGGCCGUCGAAGUCACCAACUCUGUCUCUAAUACUGAUGCUGCCCCGACCGCCGCUGCCCCAGAGACCCCCGCUACUCAGGCGACUACUGCCACCGUACCGGAGGUCGUGAAGGAAUCCUUUGCCGAGUCUCACCAGAGCCCCGAGGCCGCUGCCAACAGAGAGGCCGUUAUCGAAAAGAAGGAAAUGGAGUCGGAGCUACUCCAUGAGAUCAAGCCUGAGGAGGGUGCUGGUCAGCCUGCGCCUACUGCUAGCGCUGCAUUGGCUGAAACUGCGCCCGGCGCGACCGUUCCUAUUGACCUCACCUCCACCCCCGCCUCCCCACCAAAGACUGACGGCCUCGCGGCUGGUGCUACCGCUCCCGCUGUGACACCUGCUACUCAGGCUGCCUUGGACACCAUUGGUAAGGCCGAAGAGUCUUCCGCUCCCGAGACGUCUCAGCAGACGGAGCCCGUUGUGACUACUGGUGUCGCUGAUGCCAAGACGGACGAGGUGACCGAAGCCGCCGAGGAGACACCCAAGGCAGUUGAGGAGCCCGCAACGACUACUCAGACCGAGCCAGUUGUCAAUACCGGUGUCGCCGACGCCAAGGCUCCUGAGGUCUCUGAACCCGUCAAGCCCGAGCCCGUCACCGCUGAAGCAGCUCCUAAGGAGUCGCCGGCUCCCGCUCCUGCAGCUGCCACUGAGGCUCAGACGCAGCCAACCGUUACCACCGGUGUCGCAGAGGCCAAGGCUCCUGAGAUCUCUAAGCCCGUCGAGGAGCAGAAGCCCGCGGCGCCCGCAACUACCGCCGCUGCUUCAUCCAAGCCCGCCCCCUCAAGUGGCCGUACGAGCGAGAGCGGCACGAGCGGGGCCGUCACUGACGCCAAGAAGAAGCGCCGCAGCUUCUUUGGCAAGAUCAAGGAGAAGCUGUUCCACAAGGACUAAAAUGCAUUGGAGAUUUGUGGAUUUGAGGAAAGGACAAUGAGAAUUUACAUGGGCGAAGCCGUAGCGGAAAAGCGUUGCGUGCGGUUUAUUUGGGAUGAGCAGAUUGGGGUCUGAAACGUAAUGUUAAUAAGCUUCUUGUUUUCUUUUUUUUUUUUUUCUUUUUCUUUUUUCCCC
Molecule: messenger RNA, 3203 nt
Organism: Xylona heveae TC161
Lineage: Eukaryota; Fungi; Ascomycota; Xylonomycetes; Xylonales; Xylonaceae
Product: carbohydrate-binding module family 48 protein
Exons: 4
Coding region: 300-3029 (909 amino acids)
Source: RefSeq, a predicted model, not a curated record